This is a messenger RNA of Ciona intestinalis (vase tunicate), 2366 nucleotides long. The record is from RefSeq and is a predicted model, not a curated record. NCBI's taxonomy places the organism in Eukaryota, Metazoa, Chordata, Ascidiacea, Phlebobranchia, Cionidae.
AUUUUAUACACCUCGUACUUGUUAUGAGCUAACACGUAUGCAACUACAUGUAUGACAUUGUACCUAUAUUAUAACGUAGAUAUUGUUACUGUUACGUAAUUAAGGUUACAGUUCUAGAGAGAAUAACAAUGACAGAUAACAUAUCAUUUGAACAGGAAACGCGGACAAAGAUUCGACAGACUAAUUCUGGAACAGAACAAGCCAAGAUUUCAAUUGAAUUUAACAAUGGUGAAAGCGCGUGUAUCGCGAAACAGCCUCCUAAGGUUCGGUUAAGAUGGAACAAGAUCAACGUCAGUGCACAAGAGGUGAAAAACUGCAGGGGAAAGGUGGUGAAGAGUGAAACCAAGAUUUUGAAAGAUGUGAGUGGAUAUGCUGAACCAGGCAGGUUACUUGCCAUCAUAGGAUCUAGUGGAGCUGGUAAAUCAACUUUACUCAAUAUGUUGACUUGGAGAAAUAAAAGUCAACUUUAUAUGACUGGGGAUAUUCUUGUAAAUGGUGUUUCUAUGGGAGCGGAUAUAUCAAGUAUAUCAGCGUAUGUGGAGCAAGAUGAUUUGUUUAUGGGGGAGCUGACAGUGAAGGAACAUCUCAUGUUCGCUGCCAGGUUAAGAAUGGAUGCUUCCAUCUCUGACAAAAAUAAGAGCGCUCGUGUGCAAGAAGUUAUCCACCAGAUGUGUUUGAAUCGAUGUGAAAAUACAAUGAUUGGAAAACCAGGGAUUACUAAGACGAUAUCAGGAGGGGAGAUGAAAAGAUUAAGCCUCGCUUCUGAGUUGUUGACCAAUCCUUCGAUCAUGUUUUUUGAUGAACCAACUUCGGGACUCGAUUCUUACUUGGCGAGGAUGAUCGUUGAUUCAAUGAAGACGGUGGCCAAGUCAGGAUGCACCGUUAUAUGCACCAUCCAUCAACCAAGUUCAGAAGUCUUCGAAAUGUUCGAUGAUUUGAUGAUUCUUGCAAUGGGACGAGUGGUUUACCAUGGAGAGAUACCUGGCGCGUUGCAACAUUAUGCUGACAAUGGGUUCCCAUGUCCGAGGAAUUAUAAUCCCGCUGAUCAUUUCAUCAUGGAGAUCGCCAUUGUUCCUGGGGAGGAAGAACAAUCAAAAACUCGUAUUAGAAAGCUCACGGAAAGUUACGAAGUUUCCUCAGUUAAGAUGAGAGUGGAUGGGAUGUUUGAGGAGGAGAAGAUAAGAGGAGGAGGAGAAAUGAUGAUACAAAAGUCCAAAGUGAAACAGAAUCACUACAACACGGGGUAUUUGACUCAGUUCCAUGCGUGUCUGGUGCGCGCUGCCAAGCUAACACGACGUAACCCAGCGUUGAAAAUAAAGAUGUUUGAAAACUUGUUCAUUGGAAUAGUGUUUGGGUUAAUCUACCUUCGUACUUUCCGCGCACCUUAUCUUUCCACUGAGGUGGGAGAUAUCAAUGGGUGUUUGUUCCUGGUUGUUCUUAACACAAGUCUUGGAGCCACCUUUGGUAUUUUAAAUUCUUUCCCCGGUGAACUUCUGGUGUUUCGUCGUGAACACGCCAACCGAAUGUAUUCAUCCGGUCCUUACUUUGUUGCAAAGAACUUGGCCGAGAUGCCCGUCUAUGCGUUCUACCCAAUAUUCAUGUGCGUGACCGUCUAUUUCCUUGCUGGAUUCUACCCACACGCGGCAAACUUCUUCUACUUUUAUUUAUUCGUGGUGUUGGUGAUCAGCACGGGUGUUUCGUUCGGGUACAUGAUAUCUUGUUUAACGGCAAACCAGGCUAUGGCCUUAAUUAUAGCACCUGCUGUUAUAAUGCCGCUGUUCUUGUUCUCUGGACUCUUCCUUCGUAGUGGCAACACCCCCGCAUUUCUGAGUUGGAUAAAAUAUAUUUCCUGGUUUUAUUUUUCUUAUGAGAUUGCUCUUUACAACCAAUGGAAUGCAGUGGAUCAUUUUGUGUGUCCUUCUUCUAAUAUGACGUCACAAACCCACGCCACGUGUUUCAACAAUGGUUACGAUGUGAUGACGUCAUAUGACAUUGAUCCGAACGACAUAUCGUUAAACGUGGGCUGUAUGUUCAUUCUGUUUAUCGGGUUUCGCGUCAUCGCGUUCGUCGCGCUUUAUUUUCGAACAAGAAUACCAACCCGUUGAUGGAUUGUGACGUAAUCAACAUUUCUCAUCAUGACGUCACUAUUUAUCCAACAAUCUAAAUUACAAAUCCCAUUGUGACGCCAGGUUGCACAUGUGUCACACAUCGUACAUGCGCUGAUCAUGCGUUUACCUCGUGCUAAAGAUCACCUUUGUACAAAACUUUACACUUUGGUGCAUCACAAAUUCUUGAGCAACAUUACAAAAUAAACUAAUGGAGCUGCAAAUUUUAUCUAAAGUUUGUUAAUGUUCCUAAAAACCAAA